AUGGAGCCUAUCAGCGACAACAGCGUCAACAGUGACAGCUUCGGCGACGCCGGAAUGAUCUACAACAUCGAGCCUAUCGCUUCGAACCACCAGAAAGAGACUCCAUCCGAGCAAGGCCUCAACACCCAUCACAUCCUACCCAGCGUCGAGAAGAAUAUCGAAGCCGCUCCAUCAACCCCGGAACGAGACAUCCCUUUGUCCACGGAUAUAGUGGAGCCAACCGGAGAGGAAGAUUCCGACCACCUGCCCCCUGUCGACCUCUCAUCUUCUCCCUUUCCCUUGACGUUUCCCUCGCCAUCGACAUUCCAACAUCGCGAUGCGUCAUCAGCUACAGCCUCGCCUGUACGCCCUUCAUCCAGAUCCCCUUUGAACGUUUCGACCUCGGCCAGCUCCCAGUUCUCCUCGUACACGUCUAUGUCCGAGGAAUACUUAGACGAGGAGGAAGACUCAGACGAUUACUUCAGCGAUGACGAUGACGAGAACGAGAAAAAUGACGAAUUCGGAUCCGAGGACGAAGGCCUUCCCUCUUUUGCGGGCCGCUAUGAUCGCUGGCCAGAUUUCGAAAACCUGGAAGGAGACGAGUAUACCUGCAUCAUUGUCGAAUAUCCAGACGGAAUGCAGAUCGUGGUGCAGAGUGGUGCAAAGAACCCCCUUACCGCGUCCCCGACGGACCACCUCCGGGCGCCACGCUCCUUCGACAAACCCAACUCGACUACGCCGAGUCCCGAUCGCAGAAAAUGGACCCGCCAAUAUCUGCUUGCCGUUCUCUUUCUCUCCUCGAACACCUCCCGCUUCCUUACCCACUCCCUCUCGCCUACUGCUGCACGCAGAGCUACCCCUCGGGCUCCUCUCCUCCUCACCCGUCUCAUCAGUCACCGCUUCACCCACCCCCUCUUCCUCGCGCUGGAGCAAUUUUUCGUCAACUUCGCCCUCGCCAAGCUCUCCUUCCUCGACUGCUACCUCCAUCCCCGAGGGGGAUGA
This is a messenger RNA of Sordaria macrospora k-hell, 981 nucleotides long. RefSeq lists its product as uncharacterized. NCBI's taxonomy places the organism in Eukaryota, Fungi, Ascomycota, Sordariomycetes, Sordariales, Sordariaceae. The record is from RefSeq and is a predicted model, not a curated record.